This is a messenger RNA of Ruditapes philippinarum (Manila clam), 2350 nucleotides long. Its product is annotated as serine/arginine-rich splicing factor 6-like. The record is from RefSeq and is a predicted model, not a curated record. Gene Ontology annotation, cellular component: ribonucleoprotein complex; nucleus; cytoplasm. Bases 159 to 1061 code for a protein of 300 amino acids. The transcript has 9 exons. NCBI's taxonomy places the organism in Eukaryota, Metazoa, Mollusca, Bivalvia, Venerida, Veneridae. Gene Ontology annotation, molecular function: mRNA binding.
CGUGAAAUAGAUUUUCUUCUGGUCGUGCGCGAACGGUAUUUAGUCUCUUCUUAAAAAAGUCACGUGAUAACGGCCUGUUCGUUUUCAGGAAACAAAAAACAUCUCAUUUUACGUUGUUCAAAAGAUUCAAACACGAAAAAAAUAUUUCAAAAUAAAGGAUGUCUGGCUCUAAAGUUUAUGUUGGAAGAUUAGCAAGCGACACAAGAGAAAAAGAUGUCGAGAGAUUCUUCAAGGGUUAUGGAAGACUUCGGGAUGUUUCAAUGAAAAACGGAUAUGGUUUUGUGGAAUUUGAUGACCCUAGGGAUGCUGAUGAUGCUGUCUAUGAACUUAAUGGAAAGGAACUUCUUGGUGAAAGGUUAAUCAUUGAGCAUGCGCGUGCAUCUCGAGGACGUGGUGGCGGUGGUGGAUUCAGAGGUGGUGGAGGUGGAAGAUUCGGGGGCGGUGGUGGUUACGGUGGGGGAGGGUAUGGGGGUGGUGGUGGUAGAUAUGGUGGGGCGGCGGCGGUGGCAGAGACCGGUAUGGUGGUGGUGGUGGACGCGACGGAUACCGCAGUGAUAGAGGAGGAGGAAGAAGAGGGAGGUCAUAUGGCGAUUUCUCAGCUUUACUGUGGAAGGAAGACCUCAGGUGCCCCUCUAUAUGGUCCACCACAGAGAACAGACUAUAGAUUGAGAGUAGAAAAUCUGUCAUCACGUGCCAGUUGGCAGGAUCUGAAAGAUCAUAUGAGGACUGCGGGUGUUGAAGUUUCGUUUGCCGACGCUCACAAGCAAAGAACCGGUGAAGGUGUCGUGGAUUGUGCUACAGAAUCGGACAUGCUCCGAGCCCUGGAGAAACUCGACGGUAUGGACAUUAAUGGUAAAAAGAUCAGACUGGUGGAAGAGAGAGGUGGUAGCAGCAGUGGAGGCGGAGGACGUGACCGAGGCCGAAGAAGUCGCUCCAGGAGCAGGAGUCGUUCAGACAGUCGAUCUAGGUCAAGGUCAAGAUCCAAGAGUAGGUCAAGGUCGAGCUCCCCGCCACAGGAACGCUCACGUAGAAGAUCUGGCGACGAGCCGGAAGAUGAUUGACAAAUUAAAUGUUAACUCUACAAAAUACAAUGUUUUUAUAAUGUGUUUAGUUAUGACGAAUAUAGAUAAAAGAUGGACCAAUCUUAUUUGUAAGGCUUGUAAUUCUAUUGUUUUUGUGCAUAAUAAACUAAUUUUGGUAUGAACUAAUAAUUUCUUAGAAAUUCUCCUGUAAUUUUUCUAGAUUGUAAGGUCCAUGUACGAGACAGUAUGUUAAUACUUAGAAUACUUUCAUAUUUCUUUGCGUCCAUUUGUUAGUUUAAAAAAAAAUCCCUAUAAUUCAUCCAUCAAUGUCUGUAAUAUUUUUUAAUAUUUUAAGUAAGAAUUAGAAAAAAAAUAUCAAAAAAUGAUUUUGAAUGUUAGAUAAUUAGCUAGUUAGAGAAGAUCAGGAAAUAGAUAAGAAAUAAUCCAAUCUACACACUUUUGUCAAAUUAAUUUCUUUAGUGCUAACUGUAUUCAUUGUCAGCCUUCAGAUACAUUUAACACAUUAGAUAUCUUAUAAUUAUGAACUUGUUCAUCUUUAAUCAUACUGAAAUUUUCAAAAUUUUAAAUUACUGACUAGCCAACAGUGCAGACCAUGCUAAGACAGUGGGGAUGUGUCGGCUGAUCUUGGCUGGCUCUGGUCACAUGUGUAGAAUUGGGGGCUGCCACCAGGUUAACUGUAUAAGGCAAAUUACAAAUUAAGCUUGGUCAAAAGUGUGAUACCUUAAAUUUGCAAUCGUUUAUAAUUUGUCUUGAAAAGUGACUUUUAUAUUUUGAGACUUUAUCCUUCAAUUCAUGCAAAACAAUUUUUUCAAUUCGCAUACAGCAAUUAUUUUAAUCAGGUCCUAUUAUUAUUUGUAAUGGAUAUUUGUUAUAGAUAAUGAAACAUUGCAUUAGAAUAAUGUCAAACUUUGUGUGAACAUGUACUCUGUUCACGUUUGCAUGAUAUCACUCUUAAUUAUCAUAAUGUAAUUGUAAUGUACAUUGUACAUUAAGAUUUAAAAGUACUCUGAUAAUUUUCAAGAUAUGUUUCAGUUAUUACUUCAUUAUUUUUUUUGAUGCUACAAAAAUAGUGAACAUUUCCGUUAUGUAAAUGCUAUCCUAAGUUUGAACAAAGAUUUGUGUGCCAUGUCCUGAUUUGUCGAUAUUCUUAUCUAUUACUGAAGACUAAAAAAAUGUAAAAAAAAAUGGAAAAAUAGAAAUGAAAAGUAAAUUUUGUUCACGUAUCUGUAAAAUCAUGAACAUUUUAUAUCAUGUUAAAUCAUCUUUGUGUGGUGUCAUCAUUUAAAUAAAUCAUUGAAAUCUUAAAA